Penicillium pulvis is the source of this 1866-nucleotide messenger RNA. RefSeq lists its product as uncharacterized. Bases 1 to 1866 code for a protein of 621 amino acids. The transcript has a single exon. The record is from RefSeq and is a predicted model, not a curated record. Lineage: Eukaryota; Fungi; Ascomycota; Eurotiomycetes; Eurotiales; Aspergillaceae.
AUGGAGAAGAAAAAGCCCACCGCUAUAUCUCAGCCUCGAACAUGGCCUCGGAGGACUAUUAUAUGGAUGGCAGCAGCCGUAGGGAUAGUGGGUCUGGUGAGAUUUGGUAUAUUUCCUAUCCCAGCGCAUCGGUGGGCCUUCCGUGACGAUCCUGAAGUCCAAGACUCGCCAUAUGGAUGGUUCCCACAAGAAAACGACCCGUUCCAAUUUGUCCCAUGCACAGACGCCAGUCGUCCGCCGCCACUGGACGAUCCUACUCCACAGCAAUCAUGGGCGGCUCUCUUUGAUCCGAAUCCCAACCAUUGGAGCUGGGGUAGCACAGGCCGGGGUAUCUACCUGUGUGGAUACUUAGAUCUCCCACUUGAUUAUCACAAUGCUUCAGACCAUCGUAUCGUUCGCAUUGCAGUCACCAAAUUCCAGGUCGCCGGCCUGGCUCAUAAAAAGGAUCCCAGGAUUCCACCCAAGGGCUAUAGGAGUGAGCGCACUAUCAUCAUCAACCCGGGAGGCCCGGGGGGAAGCGGAACCUCUUUCCUUUGGGAGACUGCAGAGGAGAUGACGAACCGCUUUAGUGACGGAGAAUUCGAUGUGCUAGGUUGGGACCCCCGCGGUGUUAAUUUUUCCCUCCCCGCCGCGGCAUGUUUCCCUCAAGACGGUUUCCGGGAUCGAUGGUCACUCCUGGCGCUUCGAUAUCGCGAGGAGGCUCCAAGGGCCCAACUAGAGGCUGUGGAUGCCAUGAACAACGCCACAUUCUUUGCCUGCCAGCAACGAUUGGGAGAUUUUGGUCGCUUCAUCAGCACAGCAUCAGUAGCACGCGACCUAGACGAGAUCCGAAAAGCUCUUGAUGAAGAAGAAGUCACGGGAUACUUAGUGAGCUAUGGUACUGGAAUUGGUCAGACAUAUGUCAACAUGUUUCCCACCCGAGCGGGUCGUCUGAUUCUCGAUGGCACGGAAUAUGUCAGAGAUCAUCGCCUCCUAGGCGGCUUUGGCUGGACAGCUCUCGACAAUGCAACAGAUGCAUGGCGAGACGGGUUCUUGGGAGAGUGUCUCAAUGCUGGUCCGAAGUGGUGUGCAUUGGCUAAUCCUGUUUCAAGUCAGGAUGGCCCUGUCACUCUCGCACAGCUGGAAGCGCGCAUGGUUCAACUACUUGAUUCGCUCAAAGCUCGCCCACAAUCCGCGUAUACAGAAUCAGGCGGUCCAUCUCUAGUCACCUAUUCAGCGCUCGUGGAGAGGAUCCUCUAUCCGGCUAUGUAUAGGCCGGAGAACUGGCCGGGUACGGCACAAAUGCUCUAUGAGCUCGAAGCAGGGAAUGCGACUCUAGCAGCCAAAUCUCUAGACCUCUCAUGGAGCGACCACUCUGAGAGGCCAACCCAUCCUUAUGCCCCAGCCUCAAGUGAACUCGAUCCUCUCGUGAUCUGCUCCGAUUCCUACGAUGCGCCCCUUCCAGACGGACUUGACUGGUGGGAUCAAUUGUGGAAGGACAUGUCUGCCCGGAGCUGGAUGGCUGGCAACUCUCGUUUCUUCGCAGUUCUGCCUUGUCGAUACUACAAUACCUAUUGGGCCCCUCCGUCGGAGGUGUAUCGAGGCGAUCUGAACCACACUCUCAAGACACCAACUCUACUGAUCGCUUCCCCAUAUGACCCUGCAACCCCCUUGCGAAAUGGAAGAAGACUCAGGGCGGAAAUGGGCCAAAAUGCCCGCUUGAUAGUUCAUCAUGCUUAUGGACAUAGCUCUAGACGUGAUAUGUCGGAGUGCACGGAUCAAGUUGCUAAAGCUUACAUUCUACAUGGUAUGAUUCCUAAGGAACAGGAGACCCAUUGCUAUGCCAAUGAAAAACCUUAUAUUCGCGGUCUUAUCGGCGACGAAUGA